UAGUUUAUUUUCAUGACGUAUUAAUUUUUUCAGCAUGUGUUGUUUAUAACUACAAACAUGAGUGUUUCAGUAUUUAAUUCAAAUAUAAUUUUGUGCAGUGGUGAUAACGUUAUAUCAUACAACUACAAGACUAAAAUUGAAUUAUCAAUAGAACUUCCAAAAUUAAUAAUCAGCAAUAAUGUUAAACUUCAUAACAAUCUUGAUAUUGAAGCAUGUCAUGGUAUAACCUCAAUAACAUUUUCACCUGAUGGAGAAUAUUAUUGUGUUUGCACUAAUCGUAAGCAACUGUGUCUUUUUAAACGUGCUGAUAAUCUUCUUGUGUUUAACAAAACACUAAUUAGAGCGGCUAGUAAAGUUCAAUUUACUCCAAACAAUGAUAUAGUAGUUGCUGAUAAAUCUGGUGAUGCUUACCUGUACCGCAAUUCAACUGUUGAUGAUUCUAAAGAUGGAACAUUAAUUCUUGGACAUUUAUCUAUGCUACUAGAUGUUUUAGUGACUAAGAAUAAUGAAUUUAUUAUUACGGCUGAUCGAGAUGAAAAAAUUCGAGUAUCUAAAUUUCCCAAUGCUUAUAAUAUUCAAUCAUAUUGCUUAGGACAUACUAAAUUUGUGAAUAAUAUUGUCGAACUACCGCAUGAUCUCGAUGUUUUAGUAUCUGCUGGCGGAGAUGGAGCUUUUAAAUUUUGGGAUUUCAAAAAUGGAAUUGAAAUAAAAUCUAUCAGUUACAAAGAUAAAAUUAAUGAAAAUGAUAUUUAUAAACUUAAUGAAAAUUUGCGUAACUUAGAAUUGACUGAAGUCGUUGAUGAAUUGCCAGUGAAAUAUUUGAGACUUACAAAAGUUGAUGAUAAUUGUUCAAUUUUGAUGUCAAGUUUUUAUGGUAAUGGUAAUAUUAUUAUUUACCAUGUUAGUGGCACUCUCACUAGCGGAUUAACUGUUAACUUUAAACAAAAAAUUGAUGAAAAAAAUGAACCACUCGAGUGCGUAUUUCACCAAGAACAAUUGUGGCUAUUAUUUGACGAUGGAUUUAAAGUUUUUGAUCUUCAAAAUGAAAUUUUUGUUGAAAAUACUGAAAUUACUGACAAUCUUAAUAAGGUAAAUGAGUCGUGGAGAUUAUUGAGAAGUAAUGUUAAUAAAUUAAAUUUUUACCCUAUUCUUUAUAAGAGGAAAUUCGACACGAUUCAAGAAUAUCAAGAAAGAAAAAAAAGUCGAUUGACAAGUGUAAUUGAGUAGAUAACUUUGUAUGUUUGUUAUUCUGUAUAUAAUUGUUCAAAUACAAAUAAAUUGUGAAAAAACCACUA
Cotesia glomerata is the source of this 1295-nucleotide messenger RNA. It is a transcript of the gene wuho, whose product is annotated as tRNA (guanine-N(7)-)-methyltransferase non-catalytic subunit WDR4. The transcript has a single exon. The record is from RefSeq and is a predicted model, not a curated record. The coding region runs from base 58 to 1227 and encodes 389 amino acids. Gene Ontology annotation, biological process: RNA (guanine-N7)-methylation. Gene Ontology annotation, cellular component: cytosol; tRNA methyltransferase complex; nucleus. Lineage: Eukaryota; Metazoa; Arthropoda; Insecta; Hymenoptera; Braconidae. Gene Ontology annotation, molecular function: protein binding; tRNA (guanine(46)-N7)-methyltransferase activity.